Molecule: messenger RNA, 1497 nt
Organism: Rhagoletis pomonella (apple maggot)
Lineage: Eukaryota; Metazoa; Arthropoda; Insecta; Diptera; Tephritidae
Product: peroxisomal carnitine O-octanoyltransferase-like
Exons: 4
Coding region: 399-1184 (261 amino acids)
Cellular component (GO): peroxisome
Molecular function (GO): carnitine O-octanoyltransferase activity
Source: RefSeq, a predicted model, not a curated record
GAGUAUUCCUUAAUUCUAUGGCUACUUUGGACGUUAUUCCGUUUGAUUCGAGAGACUUGAUAGCAGCCUGGCUGUCAGAACAGAUAGCGGUAGGCCGUUCUGGAGGGUGGAGGUUAUGAGCCACCGAGUCGCAUCCAUUAUGGGGUUGAGCUCUGCUUGAAAGAGGCAGCAAUGGUACGGUAAGCGAAAACUGAGGUUUAGCACGAGUUCAUCAGAAUAAAUCCCGCUACCCACGCUUUUGUUAAGCUUCGAACCAUCUGUACAUAUAGCCGUACACCCUGGGUUCAAGUUCCCUCCAAAAGGCGUCAUAAAUUGAACAAAAAAUUUUGGCGGACUAAAAACAUUCGGCGUAUGAUGGCAGCAUUAGUGUGAGCUAUGCACUUUUUGUGCAGCUUAGCAUGUAUGAAGUUCCCGAGCCAGACUGGGAUUCUCAGGAAGUCAUCGCGAUCGUUCCCCUGAAGGAAUUAAAGUUCGAAUUGGAUGAAAAUCUGAGGGUAGAAAUUAAACGAGCAAUGGUGGACUGUGACCGAAGAAGAAAUGACAUUAUCAUUACACAUGAUUGCUUCAACGGAUACGGAAAAGAGGUUAUAAAAAAGUGGAACAUACAUCCCGACUCUUUCAUUCAAGUUGUCAUGCAGUUAGCAUAUGCAAAACUGCACAACGAGAUUGCUUCUACAUAUGAGACAGCCCUUAUGCGUCAAUACUAUAACGGUCGUACAGAAACUUUACGCUCUUGCACCACUGAAGUACAUAAGUUUAUUCAAGUUGCAAACAAUUCAAAAUCUUCAAAUUCAGAAAUAUGUUCUGCCUUUCGAAAUGCCGUUAAUCAUCACAAUCACAUGAUGAAUGAAACGCGCGAAGGAAAUGGAGUGGACAGACAUUUAUUUGGAUUGUGGUGUAUAGCUUACGAAAAUGGAAGGGGUAUACCAGAAUUCUAUGAGGAUCCAUUGUACAUAAAAAGCGGAGGCGCAGGAAACUUUAUUCUUUCUACAAGUACGUUAGGAUAUUCCACUAAUGUGGGAUUUGUGGCUCCAAUGACCUUAGAUGGAUAUGGUGUUUUCUACACCAUUACCUCAGACAAGUACGUUUUAUACCCCUGUUUUACUUAUUUUGUAAAUAUUUAUUCAAGGUUCAUAGAGUACAAGGUUACGACAUUAGCCAUGGCCGCCAUCUUGAUGACGUAGAUGGCUCAAUUUUAGGAGUUGCCAGAUUCCUAAAAAAUUAUCUUAUAAAAAUAUACUAUUUUAGACAAUUUGCGUUGAAGUUUGUGCUUUUUUCUGCGUCUUUGAGUUUAUUUAAAUGAUUAAAAAUUUAAGUGCGCUGUUUUUGAUUGUAAAAAUUACACUGAAAAAGGUAAUUUAGGUUUUACCGUAUGUCUAAAGAUGAAUUGCAAUUUCGGUAGCGAAUUUUCGCCAAUGUUUGAACGCUUUUUAUUUAAAAAUGCGCGAAUGCUUUCUGAUCACUUUCAAGAAUAAAGUCACCAGCAAAUUUCAAUUU